GAGGAAGUAACUCCGUCUGUCGUUCCUCUUGAGGGGAUCGUGGUUCCGUCAGAGUGGAACGGUAAAAAGAAUGGCUCACUGUCAAGCUGAAAAUGUCAUCAAGAACAUAAUCCGUGAAAUAGGGCAAGAAUGUGCCAUGAAGGGACAAAAUGUAUCAGAAACUCUGGUGGCAUUCAUGGUGAAAGCUGUUGUACUGGAUCCAAAUAAUGGAUUUAAUGUGGAUAAAACCCUAACAAAAGCUGAUGUUCAGAAACUUAUUAAGCUUUGCAUUGACAGACUUCUUGAUGUUAGAAAUCCAUCCUUGGAGACAAUUAAGAUGCAAGUUUAUUUUGAUAUGAACUAUACAAAUCGAGUUGAGUUGAUUCAGGAGCAGCAUCGUGUUCUAGACUCCAGGCUUGCUCCUAUAUGUAGAGAAAUUACCGAUAAUCGAGCUCGUACCCGAGAAGAAUUAGAAAGUGUUUAUCGAAAGAUUGUCAGCUAUGUGCUGCUACGCUCUGGCCUUGGAUCUCCUACAGAUAUCAAAGUCAUUAGAGAGGCAACAGCCGCCCUGCAGAGUGUAUUUCCUCAGACAGAGCUUGCGGCUUUCCUUUCCCUCAAUAAAAAAGAGAAAGAACGACAGUUGAAAGAACUCACCAUGAUUGUCACAGGAAUUCGAUUGUUCAACAAGGACUGUGGGAAAGGAGGCGAAGGCAUUGAUGACUUGCCAGCAAUUUUGAAUGAAGCUAUCCCAGCAGCCAGCCAUCAUAUAGAUAUUGAGCUGCAUGCUUCCCAAGAGCUGGCCCACCGAUACACGGCCUUAAUUGAAAUUAUGCACCAGAGUCAAAAUGCUGAAAUAGAACUUAGGAAGACAAUGCUGAAAGAAGUACUCUACAAUGUAAGGCAACAUGAAGCUUUUCUGUGCAUUAUUCUGUCUGAUGUGAUCACAUGUGCACAAGAAGUUGAAAUGAUGCACAAGGAGUUUGCAGCUGAGAUGGAACAGGUCAACAACAUUGUUCAGUCAAAGACAGCAGUGCCCACAUCUUUAGUUUAUCCUGUAUUUAUUUCACUUUCUAACAUUUGGACCAGUUUUCAAGAUGAAAUAUUGGUGCUCAGUUUCCUCAAUAACUUGACUGUCAGUCUCCAGCAGUUCUUAGAAAUCCACAGAUUGAUCUUUCCUGAAGAUGUGAUGGAAUCUCUCCUUGAAGAUGUUGUUGUCAAAACUGAUGAGGAAAGGUUACAGGAAAAUGCUGAUAACAAAGUAAAUCCUGCUGAUUUUAUCAAAGAAGAAUGGCUCUUUCCAGAAAGUACAAUUAAUUUUAGCCAACUGCUGCUUCAGUACCAUGGGUUUUGUGCAUAUACUUUUGCUGUUAAAGAUGGCCUCCUCAUUCCAGGAAAUCCUUCCAUCGGAGUCUUGAAACAUAAGGAGAAAUAUUAUUCUUUCAAUUCUAAGGAAGCUGCAUAUACUUUUGCCAAGAAUCCAGAGAAAUAUAUUAAGAUGAUAGCAGAAAAAGGAAAGGGAUGUGCAGAGCUUAUUCAGCUGCUUGAACUUCAUCAUCAAUUUGAAUCCCUGGCCCCUUAUUCUCAGAUUAGAGCUAAAGACAAGCAUUUACUACAGCCAAUCACAAAAUGUGACAGCAGUACUCAGACUGACACCCACAUUUUGCCACCAACCAUUGUGAAGAAUUAUGAGUGGAAUGAAUGGGAGCUGAGGAGAAAAGCCAUCAAACUGGCUAACUUGCGCCAAAAGCUAACUCACUCAGUGCAGACUAACCUCAGUCAUAUGAGACGAGACAACUGCAGCCAAGUAUACUUGAUGAAGGAUUCUGGCACACAAACCAAACGAGAGAACAGUAGUAAGGUACCCAAGCCACAGAUUUUCCUAGCUGGUCUUCGUGGAGGAACACCCCCAACUACUCGUAUGACCAAAGUGAAUUUAACUAGAGCAGUUGAUGAAACAUAACUUUGCUCUUUAAGUGAAAAAUAUUUCAAUAAAUUAAACUGUUUAAAA
This is a messenger RNA of Candoia aspera, 1987 nucleotides long. It is a transcript of the gene CFAP206, whose product is annotated as cilia and flagella associated protein 206. The coding region runs from base 71 to 1939 and encodes 622 amino acids. The transcript has 13 exons. Gene Ontology annotation, cellular component: ciliary basal body; axoneme. Gene Ontology annotation, biological process: sperm axoneme assembly; regulation of cilium beat frequency; regulation of flagellated sperm motility. NCBI's taxonomy places the organism in Eukaryota, Metazoa, Chordata, Lepidosauria, Squamata, Candoiidae. The record is from RefSeq and is a predicted model, not a curated record.